This is a messenger RNA of Didymodactylos carnosus, 879 nucleotides long. The record is from the annotation of a GenBank genome assembly. NCBI's taxonomy places the organism in Eukaryota, Metazoa, Rotifera, Eurotatoria, Philodinida, Philodinidae.
AUGAAUCCGCUAUCAGAUUUUGAUAAAUUUCUUCGUGAACUUGAUGAGCCAAAUGUUGUUGGUUGGAAAUUAUUUAGUGAAGGACAUGGUGUGAAAGUUUAUCGACGACAAAAAGAGGGAAGUAAACUUUAUGAAUAUAAGUGUUAUGCAGAGAUUCCAGAUAUAUCACCAGAUCUAUUUUACAAGGUUUUUCUUGAUUUGGAAUAUCGAGCAGUAUGGGACAAGUAUUUAAAAGAAGCUUAUCCAGUAAGAGAUGGAGUUCGAGAUGGAAUUUAUUGGCAAGUGGUAUUUCCACUUCUUUUGGAUAAUCAAAAUCGGGAAUUUACUCAUGAUGAUCGACGGAUAUAUUUUAUUAUGACUCAUAGUGAACCGUUUACAACAGAACCACCACGUAAGAAAGUCGUUCGUAUUGAUGUGACACAAUCUCAACUGCUCACCUGUUCCGAUGGCGGUCAUGGUCUAAAAGCAUUUUUUUGGUAUUUUGAAGAUCCAAAAGGUAAUAUUCCAAAACCAUUUUGGAAUUGGGCAGCAAAGCUUGGAAUACCAAUAUACUUAAAAACAAUGUUGAAAGCUUGUUACAGCUAUCCUGAAUGGUUAAAAGACAAAAAGAAAUCGUUUGCUUUUGCUGAUGAUGGUGAACAUGAAGCAUCAUUUGCUGUAUUAAACAACUUGAAUGAUAAGGACGAUGACUUUGAGAUGAUUGAUAAUACACAACCGACAGCAGCAACAACAACAACAACAACAACAACAACAACAAAGAAAAAUGUUCGAGAACAAAAAGUCUCAGAAAAAUCUCUUGACUCAACUACUCUAUUAGAUAAUUCAAAAUUAAAAACAAAUUCUGAUACACUAGUAUCAGAUAAUGCAUCUCGAAUGUAA